Molecule: messenger RNA, 1935 nt
Organism: Penaeus vannamei (Pacific white shrimp)
Lineage: Eukaryota; Metazoa; Arthropoda; Malacostraca; Decapoda; Penaeidae
Source: RefSeq, a predicted model, not a curated record
AUGAACCGCCGCCUCCUGCAGCCUUCGUCGCCUCGCGCCCUCGCCGCGCCUCGCGUGCCUCCCUCACCCUUCAUCACUUCCCUCACCCUUCCCCCGCCGGCCUUCGUCGGCCCGUCGCCUUCAUCGCCCCGCGUACCUCGCGCCCUCACGCCCUUCGUCCCCCGCGCCCUCGUCGCCCUCGACCGCCCUCGCCCACCUUCGUCGCCCCCGCGCCCUUCGUCCUUCGUCGCCCUCGCCGCCCUCGCCCUUCGUCGCCCUCGCCGGCCCCGCCCUUCGUCCCCCGCGCCCCCGCCCCUCGCCCUGCCCUUCGUCGCCCUUCGUGCGCCCUUCGCCCUCGCCGCCUCGCCUUCGUCCCCCGCGCCCUUCGUCGCCCUUCGUCGCCCUCGCCGCCCUCGCCCUUCGUCCCCCGCGCCCUUCGUCGCCCUCGACCCUCGUCGCCCUCGCCCUCGUCCCCCGCGCCCCUCGUCCCAUUCGUCCCCUCGCCCUUCGCCCCCCGCCCUUCGUCGCCCUUCGUCGCCCUCGCCCUUCGUCCCCCGCGCCCUGCCUCCCCUCGCCGCCCUCGCCCUUCGUCCCCCGCGCACCUUCGUCGCCCUUCGUCGCCCUCCGCGCCCUUCGCCCUUCGUCCCCGCGGCUUCGUCGCCCCUUCGGUCGCGCCUCGCCGCCUCGCCCUUCGUCCCCCGCGCCCUUCGUCGCCCUUCGUCCCGCCUCGCCGCCCUCGCCCUUCGUCCCCCGCGCCCUUCGUCGCCUCUUCGUCGCCCGCCCUGCCCGUUCGUCGCCCUCGCCCUUCGUGCGCCCGCGCCCUUCGUCGCCCUUCGUCGCCCUCGCCCUUCGUCCCCCGCGCCCUUCGUCCCCUUCGUCCCUCGCGCCGUCGCCCUUCGCCCUCGCCGCCCUCGCCCUUCGUCCCCCGCGCCCUUCGUCGUCGCCCUUUCGUCCCCGCGCCCUUCGUCCCCUUCGUCGCCCUCGCCGCCCUCGCCCUUCGUCCCCCGCGCCCUUCGUCGCCCUUCGUCGCCCUCGCCGCCCUCGCCCUUCGUCCCCCGCGCCCUUCGUCGCCCUCGCCGCCCUCGCCCUUCGUCCCCGCGCCUUCGUCCUUCGCGCCCUCGCCGGCCCUUCGUCGCCCCCGAUUGCUGCCGGGAGGGAAGUCGCGGGCGGGGAGGCAGCGGCGGGUCGUGUUGGCUGCGGGAGAGGAAGCGGACGAUGAUGUGUGAAGAGACAGAGAAAGUGCAGCUACAUGUACCAUUGGAGGCUAUAAUGUGUAAUGGUAUUUGGUACCGUGAUACAGAAGAACUUCGCCAGUUUGUGUACGCCAUCGCUGCGUGUCCUCUCCUGAGGUCGCCAAUCGGGGGCCAUCAGAAUAGCUUUAGCGAAAUAGGCCUAAUGAAGCGUACAGUUUCUGGACUUUAUAGUCGAAAGAUUACAAGGCUUAUGAGUCGCAUGUCAGAAUCAGCCAGCAGGAGUCCUAAUGAACUCUAUACACGCACACCAACGCCACCCCGCCUCGGCAAUCAGCUGUCGGUGUCAACGGAGGACAAUCACGAACGGAGGACAAUCACGAACGGAGGACAAUCACGAACGGAGGACAAUCACGAACGGAGGACACUCACGAACGGAGGACAAUCACGAACGGAGGACAAUCACGAACGGAGGACAAUCACGAACGGAGGACAAUCACGAUCACGAACGGAGGACAAUCACGAACGUCAAAUCACGAACGGCAAUCACGGGAGGACAAUCACGAACGGAGGAACGGAGGACAAUACAAUCACGAACGGAGGACAAUCACGAACGGAGGACAAUCACGAACGGAGGACAAUCACGAACGGAGGACAAUCACGAAUCAGCGACUGGUUGCAAAGACAGUGGAUAUUGUACAGUAAAAAUGCAUUUGGGACAUUUAUCCAAGCGCCAGUGGAAUUAUCCCACGAUUUACAACAUUGA